CGUCACUGCUCGCGACUUCAAACAAUCUGUCUCUCUCCUUAUAUAAAGGCUGGGGACUUCGAAUGUAACGCUUCACACAACGUCCACUGCACCCGAAAGCUGAAAUUCAAACAGCUAGAAAUCGAGCAACAAAUUAUGCCUUCUCCUUUCGUGAAAGAGGAUCUUCCCACAACUUUGGAUUCUACUUCUCUUGAACCCCCUCCCCUCUUUGAUGGAACUACCAGGUUGUAUAUCGCUUACGUAUGCCCAUAUGCGCAACGUGUUUGGAUUGCAAGAAACUACAAGGGUCUACAAGACGAGAUAAAAUUGGUUGCCAUUGACCUUGGAAGCAAGCCUACAUGGUACAAAGAGAGAGUUUACCCAGAAAAUAAGGUGCCCUCAUUGGAGCACAACAACAAAGUCAUCGGAGAGAGUCUAGAUUUACUUAAAUAUCUCGAGGAUAACUUUGAAGGACCCAAACUUUUGCCUAAUGAUCAUUCCAAACAACAGUUUGCUGAAGAGUUGUUAGAGUACACUGACACAUUCAACAAAACCAUGUUUAGUUCUUUCAGAGGAGAUUCAGUGAAAGAAACUGGUAGUGCUUUUGAUUACUUGGAAACCGCUCUAAACAAAUUCGAGGAUGGUCAUUUUUUCCUUGGCCAAUUCAGUCUGGUGGAUAUAGCCUAUGGUCCCUUUAUUGGAUCUUUUCAACUCAUCUUUCAAGACGUGUGGAAGUAUGACAUCACGGCAGGACGACCUAAACUAGGCGCAUGGAUUGAAGAGAUGAACAAGAUUGAUGCUUACACGCAGACAAAGUAUGAUCCGGCAAAACUUGUUGAAACCUACAAGAAGCGCUUUUUGGGCCAAUAGUGGAUUUCCCAGAAGCUACUCCAGUAGCUGUUUAGAACUGUCAAUUAAAUAACUGGCUUAAUGCCGAUUAUCUAUGUUGUAUCUAUUUUAUAACUCAGGUGUUCCAAAGGUUAGGUUAGUCUCUAGUUCUUCCAUGUCCAUAAUACCCCCAUCGAUUGAGGAUUACAUGUGUUUGUUGUGUAGGUGUCCCACAGGUUGUGGUUAGAAUGUUUUUCUAGCUUACUAAGAUCAAGUCAUGUGUGUAUUGAGUCUAGGUACACUCCUAUCGACAACUCCUCUCUCGCAUGUGUGGGGCCCAUCCCACAAUUAAAUAUGUGGAGCCGACACAUAUGUGAGAGAGGAGUGGUUGGUAGAAGUGUACGUAGCAUUGCUUGUGUGUAUUUUUGUGAAAUGUUUUUGCAUAAUCAUACUUGUAUUUUGUUUUGUUUUCUAGUUUAAUAAGAUCAAGUCAAGUCCACUGUCCUUGGUGAGAGA
This is a messenger RNA of Rhododendron vialii, 1323 nucleotides long. RefSeq names its product glutathione S-transferase L3-like. Gene Ontology annotation, molecular function: glutathione transferase activity. The transcript has 10 exons. NCBI's taxonomy places the organism in Eukaryota, Viridiplantae, Streptophyta, Magnoliopsida, Ericales, Ericaceae. Bases 136 to 849 code for a protein of 237 amino acids. The record is from RefSeq and is a predicted model, not a curated record.